CAUGGGGAAAGCAAACAAUUUGAAAUUUGAAUUCGGUACGCCAAGUUCCCAGGGUUGUCGAGUCUUUUUCUAAUUUUGAAAAACAAAAUUAUUUGUUGCAUUAAUACAUAAAACGGUUGCCCCUGCAAUGCCGGAAACAGAGCCCAAGUUGGUGUGCAGUCCCAGCAAUGGUCUGCAUCAGGAGGAAAAUGCAGCCGUCAUUGAAGCGGCUAAUCGUCUAGUGAUCCGAUCCCCGACCCACAGGCGCUCUCAGCGCCAGCGCCCACCCCAAGGUCGGCGAGAUGCCACCGGCUUUACGGCCAAUCAGGAGGUGAAACUCAAAGCCGGCGAUAUGCGUAUAGCCCAAAUGCAGAUCUGUAUCUCCCAACUUCGCACCGAAAUGGAAGAAUCUACGAAACAGCUAAAGGAUCUAUGUAAAGCUAUGCUUGUAGACGCGGAGUCUGGCUAAAAUAUGUUGAGAUAUAUACUAUUGUUAUUGUUUUUAAGUAAUGGAGUCAAAAUUAAAGGUUACUUCUCAG
This is a messenger RNA of Drosophila serrata, 518 nucleotides long. RefSeq lists its product as uncharacterized. The record is from RefSeq and is a predicted model, not a curated record. Lineage: Eukaryota; Metazoa; Arthropoda; Insecta; Diptera; Drosophilidae.